This is a messenger RNA of Torulaspora globosa, 963 nucleotides long. It is a transcript of the gene PRS3, whose product is annotated as ribose phosphate diphosphokinase subunit PRS3. The transcript has a single exon. Gene Ontology annotation, biological process: regulation of cell size; 5-phosphoribose 1-diphosphate biosynthetic process; purine nucleotide biosynthetic process. Gene Ontology annotation, molecular function: ribose phosphate diphosphokinase activity; magnesium ion binding. Bases 1 to 963 code for a protein of 320 amino acids. The record is from RefSeq and is a predicted model, not a curated record. Gene Ontology annotation, cellular component: cytoplasm; ribose phosphate diphosphokinase complex. NCBI's taxonomy places the organism in Eukaryota, Fungi, Ascomycota, Saccharomycetes, Saccharomycetales, Saccharomycetaceae.
AUGGCAACAAAUUCUAUCAAAUUACUGGCACCGGACGUCCAUAGGGGGCUCGCUGAACUCGUUGCAAAAAGGUUGGGUCUACCUUUGACUGAUACUGUACUAAAAAGAGAUCCAUCGGGCGAAGUGUCGUUCUCCAUCGGAGAAUCUGUUAGAGAUCAGGAUAUCUUUAUCAUCACACAGAUUGGCUCCGGAGUUGUAAAUGACAGAGUUCUAGAGCUCUUGAUUAUGAUCAACGCUUCCAAGACAGCCUCUGCAAGAAGAAUAACAGCUGUGAUCCCAAACUUCCCAUAUGCGAGACAGGACAGAAAGGAUAAGUCUCGUGCUCCAAUCACAGCGAAGCUGAUGGCAGACAUGCUUACGACCGCUGGGUGUGACCAUGUUAUCACAAUGGAUCUGCAUGCUUCUCAAAUACAAGGUUUUUUUGAUUCUCCAGUGGAUAACCUUUAUGCCGAACCAAGUGUCGUAAGGUAUAUCAAAGAGAAUGUCAACUUUAAAGAGUCUAUUAUUGUGUCACCAGAUGCUGGAGGAGCCAAACGUGCUGCGACUUUAGCUGACCGUCUGGACCUCAAUUUCGCCUUGAUUCAUAAAGAGAGAGCUCGUGCCAAUGAGGUGUCCCGUAUGGUCCUUGUCGGUGACGUCACUGACAAAAUUUGCAUUAUCGUGGAUGAUAUGGCCGAUACUUGCGGUACCUUAGCGAAAGCUGCUGACGUGCUGCUGCAAAACAAUGCUAAAUCUGUCAUUGCAAUUGUCACUCAUGGCGUUCUGUCCGGCAGAGCUAUUGAAAACAUCAACAACUCCAGACUGGACAGAGUGGUCUGUACCAACACCGUGCCGUUCGAAGAGAAGAUGAAAAUCUGUCCUAAACUGGAUGUCAUCGAUAUCAGCAGUGUGCUAGCGGAAAGCAUCCGUAGAUUGCAUAAUGGUGAAAGUAUAUCUUAUUUGUUCAAACAUUCCCCGCUAUGA